AUGUCUUUGCCAGAAUUGCGGAAGCAGUAUGAGCAGGAGCGCCAGAAACGGCUUCGUCCUGAAGGCAUGAAUCAGUACAUGGACUUCCGGGACCCUGCCAUCGGGGACAAAUUGGGACGCGACCCUUGGGUUAACCACGAUUACGUAGUCGCCAACGGCUCCCCCCUGAAAGACGGCGGGGAGAUAAAGUUUUUGAUUAUAGGUGGCGGUCAUGCGGGUCUCUUGUAUGCCGUCCGCCUACUUGAAGCUGGCUUCAAAGCUGAGGACAUGGUUGUUGUGGACUCGGCCGGCGGAUUUGGCGGGACCUGGUACUGGAAUCGUUAUCCUGGACUGAUGUGUGACGUGGAGGGGUACGUUUAUAUGCCAUUACUGGAGGAGACCGGCUACGUACCAAAGCACAAGUACUCGUACGGGGCCGAAAUCCGUGGGCAAUGCGAAAGAAUAGCCGCAAAGUACAGGCUUCAGGGUCAAUUCUGCACGCAGGUCAAGCACCAACAGUGGGACGACGCAAAGCACCGGUGGAUUGUCAAGAUGACUCAAGACCUCGGCCAUUCCCGAGACCCCGUCCACCUGACCAUCGAGACGCAGUUCUUGAUGUCCGCUGCCGGCUUUCUCACCGUGCCCCACGUUCCGAAACUCCCUGGCUUCCAGGAACUCAUGGCUAACAAGAAGGUAUUCCACUCUGCUCGAUGGGACUGGGAAUACACGGGGGGCAGCCAGGACGAACCAGAUAUGGUAAACCUCAAGGGCAAGAGAGUCGGUAUUAUAGGCACUGGUGCAACUGCUAUUCAAAUCGUUCCAGAGCUUGCGAAGUGGGCGGAUCACCUGUACGUCUUUCAACGCACUCCAACCUACGUGGGCCCACGUAACCAGCGGGAGACGACGCCUGAAGACUGGAAGAAAAUUGCCUAUAAGAAAGGUUGGCAAUACGAAAGGCAGGACAACUUCAAUCACUUCGUCACAAAUGAUCCGGUUCCCGAGAACCUGAUCGACGACGGCUGGACAGCAUCAGACUCCCAUUCGAUUGCUGGCUUCAUCGGUAGUCCAUCCAGGCUUGUCACACCGAAUACGAUCGAGGAACACAUCACCUCAUUGUACCAAAUGGACACAGCGCGAGCGGAGAGGCUGCGCGCUCACGUCGUCGAUGUGGUCAAGGAUGAGACCACUGCGCGGAAGCUGCAGCCGUGGUAUGCGGGCUGGUGUAAAAGACCAGCCUUCCAUGACGACUACUUGGCAAGUUUCAACCGGCCCAACGUCACUCUCGUCGAUACCAAUGGCAGAGGCGUCGACCGGUUCACUGAGUCAGGAAUCAUCGCAAAUGGAACCCCGUAUGAUUUAGACGUCCUAGUCCUGGCCACGGGCUUUUACACUCGCGGAAAAGACCCCUCACCAUCAGGCCAGUCGAAUGCUCCUAUUGUGGGACGGAACGGAGUCGUGGCUAUGAAGAAGUGGGAUUCCCAUGAGUUUGGGACCCUCUUCGGUGCAUGCUCUAACGGGUUUCCCAACGCAUUCUUCGCUAGUCCUGGAGGCGGCGGCAUUUCGUACAACCUAACCUCAGCAUUCGACAUAACGGCAAGAUUUAUGGCUAGCACAAUCGCAACUGCUCACAAACGAGCUGGAGACAUCAACAACCUUGCAAUCGAACUGACUAAACAAGCCGAAGAUAGAUAUACAAAUGAAGUGCAAAAGCGCGCCCUGUGGUUCAGUGUCCUAGAGACCUGUACGCCGGGUUGGUUUACGGGGGAAGCGGAAGGGGCAUUUGAGAAGCAAACGCUCGAGAAGCAGGCAGCCCGUAUGCGGCACGCGGGUUGGGGCUCUGGUAUCCUCGACUUCAAACGAGUGGUAUUGGAAUAUAUUUCUAAAGGCGACCUGGAAGGAUUCGAAUUUAGGGACUAA
Molecule: messenger RNA, 1896 nt
Organism: Clonostachys rhizophaga
Lineage: Eukaryota; Fungi; Ascomycota; Sordariomycetes; Hypocreales; Bionectriaceae
Source: the annotation of a GenBank genome assembly